AUGAAACGGGGCGUGCCUACGCGAUCGCCAAGGACGCAGCGCUGCGUUGUUGUGCGCCAAAAAGGCGGAGAACCACACUGUGGAGCGGCGGAGAAAAACCCUGCAGUUGCUGUUCCUCGACACACCUUUGUGUCGCGUGACCCGUGCGUCGUGGUGUGCGCGUACCGCGAGACGCAUGGAAAGCUUUCGCAGGUGCUGGAUCGUCUGGAGAUUGCGCGUGACACGCUGAAUCAUGCGAACCUAAACUUUAUGAACGCUGUGUCCAUGCGUAUGUCGCAGUCUUCCGCCAGGCUGGAUUGGAUGAUGACUUUCCUGAGCCAAAUUGCGACGGUUUGCCUUCCGGUGAAUCUUCUUGCUUCUAUGUUUGGAAUGAAUUGCAGGGUGCCGUGGCAGGCCGAUGAGUAUGACAACUUGAAUGCCUUCUGGGGUCCGUAUUGGGAUCAUAUGGGCCUCGGGGCUGCUGGUAUGCCUUUGUACGUUGCCUUGCUCCAGCAGAAAGGGAUCCAUGUGACGUGA
Trypanosoma grayi is the source of this 516-nucleotide messenger RNA. Its product is annotated as MGT2 magnesium transporter. Bases 1 to 516 code for a protein of 171 amino acids. Gene Ontology annotation, molecular function: metal ion transmembrane transporter activity. Gene Ontology annotation, cellular component: membrane. Gene Ontology annotation, biological process: metal ion transport; transmembrane transport. The record is from RefSeq and is a predicted model, not a curated record. The transcript has a single exon. NCBI's taxonomy places the organism in Eukaryota, Euglenozoa, Kinetoplastea, Trypanosomatida, Trypanosomatidae.